This is a messenger RNA of Chaetomium fimeti, 1060 nucleotides long. RefSeq lists its product as uncharacterized. The coding region runs from base 118 to 972 and encodes 284 amino acids. The record is from RefSeq and is a predicted model, not a curated record. The transcript is spliced from 3 exons. NCBI's taxonomy places the organism in Eukaryota, Fungi, Ascomycota, Sordariomycetes, Sordariales, Chaetomiaceae.
AACGGUUGCGGGGUCCCAAAAGGUUCCAGCCAGCCACCCUGCGCCAACUGAACAACCCCGGUGCAACACCAACAACUAGUAUCGUGAUACACGGCUGUAUCUCACGCAUCCAUCACCAUGGGAUCCGUUGCUGCAGACAGCUCAGAGGAGCAACCAUUUACGGUGUUAAUCACUGGUUUCGGGCCCUUCAAACGCGACUACCCCGUCAACCCCUCCUGGGAAAUCGUGCACUCCCUCCCCACCCACCUCCCGCCCCUCCGCGCCAAAGCACCCCACCACCACUACCCAUCCUCAUCAUCAUCAUCAUCAUCGCCCCCCCAACAAAAUCAACAACAACCCGCCAUCCCCCCCGUCCGCCUCCUCGUCCACCCGUCCCCGAUCCGCGUCAACUACCAAACCGUGCGCGCCCUCGUGCCGCAGCUAUGGGACCUCGAUGGUGGUGCGGCCCGCACGCGCAUCGAUGCGGCUAUCCAUGUUGGCAUGGCCGGGCCGAGGCUGUUUUAUAGUAUCGAGCGAAGGGGGCAUCGGGAUGGGUAUGGCAUGCCGGAUGUGGAUGGGGAGUUACUCGGUGAUGAGGAUGGGGAAGGGGGUGGGGAGGGUGAUGAUAAAAAUAAAGAUAAAGAGGGGGGUGGUGAGGGGAAGAAGAGGUUCUGGAAGGGGUUGCCGGCCGAGUUGGAGACGGCGUUGGAUGUGGAGGAUGUGUUGGGGAGGUGGAGGGGGCAUUCGCCGAAACACAUGGAUCUGAGAAUCUCCGAGGACGCCGGGCAUUACCUGUGCGACUUCAUCUACUUCUCGAGCCUGGCGCACCUGGAGAAGGCCGGGGAGCAGAGGAAGGUCCUGUUCCUGCACGUGCCGAGUGAUGCGUCGGAGCAUAGCAUUGCUACCGGGCGGGAUCUGCUACUACAGUUGGUGCGGUCGGUGGUGGAGAGCGAGAUGGCGAAGAGAGAGGGCAAGGCAGAGGCGGCGAGUUGAGGUCUUGAUUCAUUCCACUUGCAGCAAGCUGGCGUUACCGUGGUUUGGUCUAGGUUUUGGGCAUCAUCUUUGCGUAAGGAAGGGUUGU